Ostreobium quekettii is the source of this 616-nucleotide messenger RNA. NCBI's taxonomy places the organism in Eukaryota, Viridiplantae, Chlorophyta, Ulvophyceae, Bryopsidales, Ostreobiaceae. The record is from the annotation of a GenBank genome assembly.
GGACUUCAUAACCAUCUUCAACCGUAUAUACGUGAACCGCCUAUUCCCGCCUUUUUGGCACCAACUGACGCUGCACUGCGGAUGGAACGGCACCGGCGCGGGGGGCCCAUACUGGAGCGCCGCAGCUUCCCAGCAGCCGCCCGGCAACUUCCAGUCAUCCACGUGGUGCUGUAAUCCACAGUUCAGGAUCACGGCCAGGAAAGCCUGCGAGGUGCUGUUGUGCCUGCAGCAGAAGGACCCGCAGAUCUGUAACGGCGGCCACGUGCCCAAGGGCGAUCGCGACCUGUCAUACGGCAUGACCGUCAUUCGGGUUCGCCCCGACGAGAUCGGCCGCAUAUGGAAGUUGCAUCCUGGUGACGUGGCGCAUGAGUCGGGACUGACGUCAUCGAGGGAGACCGUCGUCGCCCUCAGGCUCAACGCCGCGGAGGCCUUUGUGGCCAUUCCCUACACAAGUCAGCAGGGAAUGGAGGCGCCUUUCGUGCUUCGGACGUUCAGCAGCGUCCCCAUCGAAAUUGAGCAGCUUCCCGCGCCGCUGUCUCUCGUCGUUUCCGGAUACUGGACAGGCGCAUCCGCCGGAGGCAGCCGGCACAACCCCACGUGGGGAUCCAAUCCGCAG